UCUCUCUUACAGCCAGAAUACUCAGGCUAGGGGUGGGGAGGGUUCGUUGACAGAUUACAUACGCCAAACACCAAACGGUAUCCGAUGUAUUUGCUUUUUUUCAUAGCGAAAGAACGAUGUACUGGGUGGAGGGGAGGUAUUGUUCAAAGGUAUAAAAGGUGUACUGGGUAGGCCUAUUUAAGGCAAGUUGGGGGUUAGAAAUUCUCAGAUUUUGUGCGUACAUACUUUUAUCGAUGGCCCCUUAGAAAAUACAUAUCGUAUCCCAAAAUGUUAUAAACAUUUUAUUUGAAUUUUUAAAAAAAAAAUUUUAAUGUGUCUUUCAUCUAUUCAUAGAUAUAGCCCUAAUUGUUUAAUGAAGAUCAUCUUAGCAGUAAUAUAGCCUAAGUAUCACACGGAAAACGGUUUAAAAAUAUUUAUUUAUAAUAAUAAUUAAAAAAACAAAAAAGGCAAAUAAGACAUUGAUUUUUUUUUUAUUCAGUAAUAAAAUUCAGUUUCUGAAAUCAUCUGAAGACUUUUAGCCACGGGACUAAUCAAGUAAAUGUGCCGGAGACCUAGUUCUUAGGUUAAACAGUCGGGAGUAUUGAUCCGGGUUUUGCGCACGACCGCCACCUCACGGAAAGCCGUCUUGCGGUACUUCACGAGGUUUGAUCUCCGCGCUCUCAUUCAUGUGUUGUGUAUUAUGUGACGUCACGGCGAACAUCCCUAUAUUGUGAAAUAACACUUUAUUUACGUCGGACGAGACAAGCGGGAGUAACUCGAGAAGAACCACAAUGCUUUGUUUACACUGUGGAUAUAUAUAGAAAGGUUUUCUCGCUCUGGGCCGUGACGUAAUGCGACCUAUAAAAAUGCCAGGGACAUCCACGGAAAACAACCUUCAGUGACAUUGUUGGAACGGUUCGUAGCGGCGCUGGACUGAGAAUGCGUACCAGAAUGCGCGUGCGUUAUUGUUGUUGAGAUGACAAGACGGCAGCACGAGGUGGGCACGUGUGUCUGGAGCGUAUCGGCGCGUGCGGAUUUAGUUUUUCUCUGGAUAAUAUGCGCUGACCUUGAGCGAGUAAUGCUACCUUCACCGAUAAGGUGAAUGUAUCCACACGUUAUUUUGACAAUAAAACCCCAUGAAAACUAACUGCUUUCCCAAUAUGUGUCGAUGUGUUAGUGUGGGGUUAACGUCAUGGGUCUGUCGCUUGACGAGGAAGUGCCAACAUGUCGAGUGAAUUGGCAGACGAUGUGGAUAUAUCGCUCACUCUUCCCAGAAAUCUGUCGUACGUACAAGAAAGUAGGGUCGGCGAGUUCAGUGUCAGUUCGCGGUUUCUGUACAACCAGGAAAGAGAGAAGCGACUGCAGAAGCAGGAAAUUAUUCUAAACCGAUGUCGAGAGAUGGCGCACCGAAUGGAAAAUCUCGACAUUAAAAACGGGGAAGCUUUUCACCCAGAACAGACGACGAGGUAUAAACGAUCGGCUCUGAUGCCGGAAACUCCCGAUUCGGACACGAUGAGCGAGGAAGGUGUGUUCGUCAACAUGGUCGACGACGACGAAGAGUUCGUACAAGCGUUGGACCAUGUGGCGAUCAAAGACGAUGUUUCGGUGGAUUCCGUGUACAGCCCCGACGGCGAUUUCGACUCCCCAACGUCGGUGGAGGGCCGACGAGCGUCGCUGGAGGAGGCGGUUAUGUCCCUUGCCAAUGCCGAUCUGGACGAAAAGCCGGCAUUGAAGAUAGAAAUCAUCGAUCCUAACAAAUCUCUUCUGGACAGCAGCGCAGAUGCUUUCCUCAAGUUCGUGUCGUCCACCAGCCCGAUAGACUACGAGGACCGCGAAUUCAACUUUUCCAAAGCAGAACUUAGGAAAUCUUCGUCUUUGAAAACAAACAAAACUCCACCAGGAACACCCAGCAGAAAAAAGGUUGUGCGCUUCGCAGACGCUAUGGGCUUGGAUCUGGAAUCUGUGAGGAACAUCGUGAAUGUGGACACCCCGCCGCGGAUCCCCGCCUCGGCAAUGGCCGACCUACAGGUGGGGCUAGGGGUGGACCGCCAGGCGAUGGGCAGUCGGUUCCUGGCCGCGUGUUUCGCUCAGCCGGGGUGCGCCUCGGACUUCAGGCAGACGGUACAAGACCGGAAGGUGUGUCUGGAGAACGCUGUGAUCUCCAAUCUGACCAUCACGGGCCUUGUGAGGGUGGCCAACAUUCACUUCCACAAGAACGUCAGAGUCCGCUACACGACCAAUUCGUGGAACUCUUUUAUCGACAUAGCGGCGUCCUACGUGAAGAACUCGUGCGACGGACCCACGGACAGGUUCUCCUUCAGUAUUGUCGCCCCGGCGGAUUUCGGGGUGGGGUCCAGGCUGGAAUUCGCCGUCUCCUACACGGCCGGAGAUACCGUGUACUGGGAUAACAAUGGCGGCAAGAACUACGUAUUUGAAUGCUUCGGCAAAACGAUCCCGUUGGAUACAGGGAAUUCGUGGAUUCAUUUCCUGUGAUACAUCUGUGCGUGUGUUUGUAUUCGAUCGUCAUGGCAUACGAAACAAGACGUGUUGUUCUGGUUUUAGAUCACAUCCAUAUUUUUUACUGGAGUAUAUGUUACAAAGAAAAGCCUGCAAGACUGCUGUGCAGUUCGGUUACCACGGAUACCUGAUUUGAUAAUUAUAAUAACGAAAGUAGACCAGGUUACGUUUGGCAACAACAGCAAUCAUGGAUUUCGUCAGAUACUGGAUCAUUCAGAAGGUGGUAACGGUGUUCAUGUCCGGUUCCCUGAUGUGAAAAAUUGUGUGUUAGAGGUUAUUUUAAAAUAUAGUAUCUUGUGAUAUGAACAUUUACAUGGCUGUGUGAAACGAUAUAUAUGUAAUAUAUAUAGAUAUGAGAAUAUUAAUAUUGCGUGUAUUAACAAGCUCAUUUUAAUAAUUUGUUUUUCAAUGUGUGAACGAAAGAUGGUGAGUAUAUGUAUUAUUAAUGUAUCGCCAUUAAGUCUUUUAUAGUAUUUGUUUAAAUAAUACUAGACAUGGAGGUACUAAUUGUUUGCCGUUUUAUAGUUUUCUAACCUAGCCAUGCAUUAUGAAGCUGUUGGUGUUAUCUUGCCAUAAAACGUACGGGUUCUAUCUUUUCCAAUAUUACAGUUGUUACAUGUAGUUGUUUUGUUAUGUACAUAGGAUCUUAGCCACAUUUCGAAGUGUUUUACAAGUUAUACCCGAGGCCGUAAGAACUAGUCAAGACGGGGUUUCUGCCAGAGGGUAAAACGGAUAUGACGCCAUACCCAAAUGUUUUUGCAAUUUUUUUAUUUUUUUUUAAGUUAACCUUUUGACAAAAUUAAUUACUCUUAUCAUUACAGUAUGAUUUUCUUAACCCUAACCCUAAACUUAACUCUUUUUUUUGUUCUUUUUUUUUUGUGUGUUUGUAUUUAGUUACCCAAAAAAUUUCUUUCUGGCAGAAACACUGUCGGGGGUGGGAGUGGGACAUAUCACUACCACACGAGGCUCAAACCAUUAACCUUUUGUCCUACUCUGUGUGUGUUUGUGUGUAUAUACAUAUAUAUAUAUAUAUAUAUAUAUAUAUAUAUAUAUAUAUAUUUGUGCAUCCCUCGCAUGUGUUCCUAUGACCACGAUCCUUCAAGUUCAUGGCUGCCAGUGGCAGAAUAACUGGUACGAAUCGUGGUCAUUUCGUACCAUGUUUAUUUCGUACCAUAUUGCCUGGUAGUUUCGUACCAAAGUUAUUUCGUUACGUACUAUCGUGAGAAGUCAUUUCGUAUCAUAGUCAUAUCGUAUCAUUGUCAUAUCGUACCAAUGUGAAAAGUCAUUUUGUACAAUAGUCGUACAAGUUGUCAAUUAGCAAUAUCCAGUAAUGGAUGGGUGGCAUGAAUUUAUUUUUAGACCUUUUAUCGGCAAAUACUUUUUAAAUGUUUGACGUUUUUUCUUGUGUUGUCACAAUUUGAGCUAUUAUAUAUUAUUAUACAUCAGUUAAUCACCAAAGAACGAGAAAAACAAUAUACCAGAGCAGGAAAGAAUACAUUUUUUAUACAACAAAACAUCCUGCAAUCAAUAUAUAUAUUAUAUUGGCGAGCUAUGUCUAAAUAAAUUUAAUUUUUACGUUAUGGUACUAAAUGACUUUCAAUGAUGGUACGAAAUUGCAAUGGUACAAAAGGACCUUUUGCAAUAGUUCGAAAUGACCAUGGUACGAAGCUAUCAAAUUAGAUACGAAAUGGCCAUGGUACGAAACUUAUCAAAUUAGGUACGAACUGACCAUGGUACGAACUGACCAUCAACCUCUAGUACAGGUAUAAUAGAGAAUUUGUUAACUACUGCAACUUUAAAAGGUUUUUGCCGUAGUUGGAAUGACCGCCAGUGGCAAUAUUGAGACUGCUUACAGUAAUUAUAAAUCAAUUACUUGACGACAAAUAAACUGAAUAAUUAAAUAAAUAAAUAAAUUAUAUAAAAACAGA
Molecule: messenger RNA, 4424 nt
Organism: Gigantopelta aegis
Lineage: Eukaryota; Metazoa; Mollusca; Gastropoda; Neomphalida; Peltospiridae
Product: glycogen-binding subunit 76A-like
Exons: 1
Coding region: 1204-2472 (422 amino acids)
Biological process (GO): regulation of glycogen biosynthetic process
Cellular component (GO): protein phosphatase type 1 complex
Molecular function (GO): protein phosphatase 1 binding; glycogen binding
Source: RefSeq, a predicted model, not a curated record